Messenger RNA from Solanum pennellii, 1314 nucleotides. RefSeq lists its product as uncharacterized. The transcript has 9 exons. The record is from RefSeq and is a predicted model, not a curated record. NCBI's taxonomy places the organism in Eukaryota, Viridiplantae, Streptophyta, Magnoliopsida, Solanales, Solanaceae. Bases 225 to 863 code for a protein of 212 amino acids.
CAAUACCCUUUGUAUUUCUUACCCUAGUUUUAACAUUUUCCCUAUUUGUUUCUGAAUCCUCCUCUUUCAUAUUCUUCUCUAUGCCGCCUUCAUGAUUCUCCGUUGUCUCCUUUAGAUUAUCAACAUUCAACCAUAGUGGUGUACCACUACACAUCUUCAACAGCUUCAAGCUAACAUUGUUUCUAGUUGUGGAGCCAAAUGUGCUGCUCUCGAUCUUCCUAUCUAUGACAAUAGACGAUGUGCUUUGGAUGUAUAGUCCUCGACUUUUGAAAUUUCCUCUUUUGAAAGCUCAUAAGUUAAAGCAGUUACAGAGAGAGACCCAUUAUUCAAUGAUGUACCAAGCUAGAACAAGGAAAAGGGUUUUUGGUAUCCAAAUACAUCGUGGUCCUGAUGGCAGUGCUUUUCAAAAAUGUGAAACAUGUGGAGUCUCAGUGGCUAUUGCGUUGGCUGACAUGCAUGAAUGUGAACCCAGAAAAAUUGUAAAGAAAUUGAAAUGCCAACCCAGGAGCAGAACCAUUGUUAAGGGGAAGAGGCUUAUUCACCAACCCAGAUCGGCUUUUCGAAUUUUCAUGGAGGAUUUUGUGAAGAAAAACAUUGACGGAAAUGAGUUUGAAGUAGAUAACAGAGGUUUUGAGACGUGGAAAAACAUGACACGUAAGGAGAAGAUUUUGUACUUCAUGAAAGCCGAGAUAAUUAAUCUUGCACAUGUGAAACUUUUGCACAAAGAGGAGAAUGAUAUGCUAUGGAGGGUGGAUGACGAGGCAGAUUCAGCUGAUGUUGGCAAGUAUGAUAAGAACUAUGAAGACUAUGAUCAUUAUGAUUCUGAAUCUUCUUGGGAUUUGAUUGAUUUUGGCCUGAGGUAGACAAGAGCUUUGACACCAGUGAGAGGGAGGGUUUGUUCCCUUGAAGGGCUGGUGUAAAAUCUUGAGGAUUGAACAUCAUUUUGAUUUUUGAAGGGGUUCCAUGCUUUGGACUAACGGAACAUUUAUGUCAGUGGCUGGCAUCUGUUUUUGUGCAGAAGCCUUGCCGAUUCCUACCUUAUUUAAGGCAAGUCAGGUUGGUUGGCUACUGCGCGUAGUAUUUGUUACUAUAGGAGUUAAGAUAUUGAACAUCGUAGACAAUCCCACUCGAUAAUCUUCAGUGAUGCAUUUCUUGAGAUCAGCCAGGAGCCUUGUAUAGGAUGGUUUUUUGUGAAGUUUCUUGUUUGAUUUGUAUGCUUCCUACUUGUGGAAUAGGGCCUUUGUGUACAGUCUCAUGAAAUGAGAAAUGCUGAUUUUUGCCCAGCUAUUUAUGGGGAUAGUUUAAUAUUUAUCC